UGUCUCCAAAGCGCUCUCUCUCUCUCUCUCUCUCUCCUUCGAUCUCGAUCUGUCUCACCGUUUCUAAUGGCGGUCAAACAUAGAACGAUAGACCGUUGAAAGAGAAGAAAGAAGGAAGAAAGCCAAGGAAACAAAACCCUCUUUAUCUACUCUCAAGCGGUUUUCCGACGCUUUCUGAGGUGGUUUCCGGCUAUGGGAAGGAUGGGAAGCAGCCGGAAAACCUAUUCUGCGUCGCCGGCGGACUACAAGCUUCUAGAAGAGGUCGGAUAUGGCGCCAGCGCCACCGUCUACCGGGCGAUCUAUCUCCCUCUCAAUGAAGUCAUUGCCGUCAAGUGCUUGGAUCUCGACCGCUGCAACAGCAAUCUGGAUGACAUAAGGAAGGAGGCUCAAACAAUGAGUUUAAUAGAUCACUCAAAUGUAAUUAGAGCAUACUGCUCGUUUGUUGUUGACCAAUGUCUUUGGGUGGUCAUGCCAUUCAUGGCUGAGGGUUCGUGCUUGCACCUUAUGAAGAUAGCAUAUCCAGAUGGAUUUGAAGAGUCUGUAAUUGGUUCUAUUCUUAAGGAGACUCUUAAAGCUCUGGAGUACCUCCAUCGACAUGGGCAUAUCCAUCGUGAUGUCAAGGCUGGAAACAUCCUUCUCGACAGUAAUGGGGUGGUGAAGCUUGGUGACUUUGGUGUCUCUGCUUGCAUGUUUGACAAGGGUGAUAGGCAACGUUCAAGAAAUACUUUUGUAGGAACUCCAUGCUGGAUGGCUCCAGAGGUUUUACAGCCAGGAAGUGGGUAUGAUUUCAAAGCUGACAUCUGGUCGUUUGGAAUAACCUCAUUGGAGCUGGCACAUGGUCAUGCUCCCUUUUCAAAGUAUCCUCCAAUGAAGGUUCUUCUGAUGACCAUCCAAAAUGCACCUCCUGGACUUGAUUAUGACCGAGAUAAAAAGUUUUCCAAGUCCUUUAAAGAAAUGGUUGCCAUGUGCCUGGUGAAAGAUCAAACAAAGAGGCCAACAGCAGAGAAGUUAUUAAAGCACUCAUUUUUCAAAAAUGCAAAGCCUCCUGAGCUUUCUGUAAAGAGUCUUUUAGCUGGCUUGCCACCACUUUGGGACCGGGUAAAAGCUCUCCAGCUUAAGGAUGCUGCACAACUAGCUCUCAAGAAAAUGCCUACAGCAGAACAAGAAGCAAUAUCUCAAAGUGAGUACAAGCGAGGGGUUAGUGCAUGGAACUUUGACAUUGAGGAUUUGAAAGCACAAGCAUCACUGGUUCAAGAUGAUGAUGAUCUGAUGGGAAUGAAGGAAGAAGAUGAAAACAUGAGAUUAUCAGUUAAUGAUAAGGAUUCGUCUGUUUACGGAUCUAGUUUGGGGAAAUCAAUUUCUACAAAUGACAUUAAUGGCAGGGGAAAUAGCAGUGGUGCUGAUUGGUCUGAAGCGAGGUGCUUGAUUGGUAAAGGAGAAAUUUUGGAAACCGAAUUGGCGGAUUCCAUCAACCAAGAAAAAUUCGACAGACAAAAGAAAGAUGGAUCAAGCAAUGGGCCAAUGUCUUCAACCUCAGAACGGGACAUGGGACAAGCCUGCCCUAAAACUCAAGUUGGAAAAACAUACCAAACUCAAAGUGGACCACUCGUACCUUCUAGCGUGCUUAGUCAUUCUUUGUCAGAACGGGAGCGCAUCCCUGAAAGGUGUGAAAGUGACAACCAACCAGCAGCUGAGAAAUAUAAGCGUAAUCCACGGAAAGCACCAAGCUUUAGUGGGCCUUUAAUGCUUCCAACCCGAGCUUCUUUAAACAGUCUAUCAGCUCCAAUAAGGUCUUCAGGAGGUUUCAGAGAUUCUUUGGAAGAUAAGCCAAAGGCCAAUGUGGUACAAGUAAAAGGCCGGUUCUCUGUGACAUCAGAAACUGUGGAACUUGCAAAGGAUCCAGUAUGUACAGGUUCACGAAGAUCUACUCAGGUUUCUCCUCUAAGAAAAUCUGCAAGCGUUGGUGAUUGGCUAGUUGAUUCUCGACAAGUGCCUAACUGUCUGUCACCCAAGGAAGUCAGCAACAGUGCAAUACCUGCAUCAAUUCUCGUGCCUCACCUUCAGAACCUUUUUCAUCAGACUGCAUUACAACAAGAUCUCAUCGUGAAUCUGUUGAAUAGCUUGCAACAAACUGAGAUAGUGGAUGGUUUUCAAACUGAGAAGUUGACUCGACAAACACGCAACUCAGAGAAUGAUACAUCAACUGAGAGCACAAGCUCAGAGAGAGAGCGGUUGUUGCUUAUCAAGAUCUCAGAGUUACAAGCCAGGAUGGCCAAUCUAACUGAUGAAUUGAGUGCAGCAAAGCAGAAGCACAUACAGUUACAACAGCAGCUAAAUGCUGCAUAUUGUCGAGAGGAAGAUAAGAGCAGAAGAGAAAAGGACAACUGAAAGAAGAAUAACAGAGAUUGUAAAAAUAGCAACGUGUAGAUUGAGCCCAUAUGUUUUCCCAUUUUAUUUUACUGGUAAGCGAUCGCCAUCACUCCUCAUAUUAGAGCCUGAAGAAAGAAGCAGACGAGGCAUCCCAAUUCCUUCGACCACAAUCACCGACUAUUUAUCAAAGGGACUUUCUGAGAGAAAUUGCAGCCUUCACAGAAGAUAAAUAAAUGAGAUUGUUCCUCAAGGUAUAUGUAUCUGUCGAAAACACUACCAAUUUCAUCUCGCUCUUCAUUCGUUCACAUGGAGAUAACAAUCAGCCCAUCACAUGUAAUGGUAAAGCCGCGUGGGCGAUUAUUUUCGAACCACUCACAUGUUUGUUAAGCUGCCAAUAGUCGUGGAGAUGGCGGUCGACGUGUAAUUGUGCAUCCAAUGACUGUAUUAUCAUCGGAAAUGUUGUUAGAAAUGUCUUUUUUGC
Messenger RNA from Magnolia sinica, 2851 nucleotides. Its product is annotated as serine/threonine-protein kinase BLUS1-like. Gene Ontology annotation, molecular function: protein serine/threonine kinase activator activity; protein kinase activity; ATP binding. Bases 193 to 2388 code for a protein of 731 amino acids. Gene Ontology annotation, biological process: protein phosphorylation. Lineage: Eukaryota; Viridiplantae; Streptophyta; Magnoliopsida; Magnoliales; Magnoliaceae. The transcript is spliced from 23 exons. The record is from RefSeq and is a predicted model, not a curated record.